UUCUCUUCACCUCCCAUGGGCGGAAACCCGAGAGAGAUAGAGCGACAGCAGAGACUCAUCACUGUGCUGAGUUUCUCUUUCCACUCUGAAUUUCUCUCUUCCUCAUUCUCUCUCUCUCCACACGCAACUCACGAUAUAUAGUUAAAGCUGAAUUGCCUGUUUCAAACAGCUCACACAUUUUGACACACUACACGCACCAAAAGAUAGAAAGGAAACGAGGAAAAAAUGGACUUAGCCCCAAAGCUCCAAUUCAUGGACCUACGAUCAACCUUUCUUGCCGGAGCAACUCCGCUUUCCCCCUCUUUCCCCGCCACCCUCCGCCCUCUGAACCGACCCUUAAGUACCAUGAGCACCGCGACAUCCUCCUCGGUUAAAGUCGCGAUCAUCCGUGCUCCUCUCUGCAAAAACACACCUCGAAUUUCCUCGAAAUUGGGUGCGGUUGCCACGGAAGUCACCACCCUUGAAGAAGAGGAGGAAGAUAUAGAAGCCCUUCUCUCUGAUAAUAGCUCCGGACAAUCAGAAAUUAACUACAAGCGCGGGAAUAAGAAUUCCACCGGCGCGUCUUCCAUUUCCUCUGGUGUAAAGUUAGAAAAUGUAAGCAAAAGCUAUAAGGGUGUUACUGUGUUGAAAAAUAUUAGUUGGGAAGUGAAAAAGGGCGAAAAGGUUGGAUUGGUGGGUGUUAAUGGCGCAGGGAAGACAACCCAGUUGAGAAUUAUAUCCGGAUUGGAAGAGCCCGAUUCGGGGAAUGUUAUUAAGGCGAAGAAUAACAUGAAAGUUGCGUUCUUGAGCCAAGAAUUCGAGGUUUUGUCAACGAGGACGGUGAAAGAAGAGUUUUUGAGUGCGUUCAAGGAGGAAAUGGAGGUAGCUGAAAGGCUGGAAAAGGUACAGAAGGCAAUAGAGAAAUCGGUGGAUGAUUUGGAGCUGAUGGGAAGGCUGUUGGAUGAGUUUGAUUUGCUACAGAGGAGGGCUCAAGCUGUGGAUUUGGAUGAGGUUGAUGUCAAGAUCAGUAAGUUGAUGCCCGAGCUUGGUUUUGCCCCCGAGGACGCAGACAGGCUGGUUGCAUCAUUUAGUGGAGGGUGGCAGAUGAGGAUGUCCCUUGGGAAGAUUCUGCUGCAGGAUCCUGAUUUGUUGCUUCUGGAUGAACCUACGAAUCACCUUGAUCUUGAUACAAUCGAGUGGCUUGAGGGUUAUCUGCAGAAGCAAGAUGUACCAAUGGUCAUCAUAUCCCAUGAUAGGGCUUUCCUUGAUCAGUUGUGUACUAAAAUUGUGGAAACUGAUAUGGGUGUUUCCAGAACAUACGAAGGGAAUUACUCUGAUUAUGUCAUAGCGAAGGCGGCAUGGAUUGAAGCUCAGUUUGCAGCAUGGGAAAAACAACAGAAGGAGAUUGAACAGACAAGAGACCUGAUAAGCAGGUUAAGUGCGGGGGCAAAUGCUGGUCGUGCUUCUACUGCCGAAAAGAAGCUAGAAAAACUCCAGGAUGAGGAACAAGUUGAGAAACCCUUCAUCCGGAAACAAAUGAAGAUCAGAUUCCCAGAGCGAGGAAGAAGUGGCAGAUCUGUUGUAACAAUAAAGAAUCUGGAAUUCAGUUAUGAGGAUAAGGUUCUAUUCAGGAAUGCGAAUUUGACAAUUGAAAGGGGAGAGAAAAUAGCGAUUCUUGGUCCAAACGGGUGUGGAAAGAGUACUUUGCUUAAACUGAUUAUGGGCAUGGAAAAGCCAGAUAUGGGAGAAGUUUUGCUUGGGGAUCACAAUGUAUUACCAAACUAUUUUGAGCAAAAUCAGGCAGAGGCACUUGAUUUGGGGAAAACGGUAUUGGAAACUGUUGCCGAAGUUGCAGAAGAUUGGCGACUUGACGACAUAAAGGGUCUUUUAGGCCGUUAUAACUUCAAAGCUGAUAUGCUCGACAGAAAGGUUUCCUUUCUAAGUGGUGGUGAGAAGGCUCGGCUUGCCUUUUGCAAGUUCAUGGUAAUGCCGUCGACACUGCUUGUUUUGGAUGAGCCGACCAAUCAUUUGGACAUACCUACAAAAGAGAUGCUUGAGGAGGCGAUUAACGAGUACCAAGGGACUGUUAUUACUGUCUCUCACGAUAGAUACUUCAUAAGGCAAAUUGUUAACCGUGUCUUGGAAGUAAAAGAUGGGAUCCUACAGGACUACGCGGGGGACUACAAUUAUUAUUUGGAGAAGAAUCUUGAAGCAAGAGAAAGGGAACUCGAGCGGGAGGCGGAGCUCGAGGAGAAAUCUCCAAAAGCAAAAGCCAAAUCCAAGAUGUCUAAGGCGGAGAGGGAAGCUCGGAAGAAGCAGAAAAUGCAGGCUUUUCAAGCUGCUAAACAGAAAUCGAAAGCAUUGAAAAACGCUAAGAGGUGGAAGUAGACAAACCGGUUGCGAUGAUAUCAUCAGCUUCUUGUUGCUCUGCGAAUCUUUGUGAGAAACACAGGGGAUGGUAGCUGUUGGGCUUAGGCUACCUUGUUCAUUUGUAUAUAUAGGACAUGAAUAGAAAUAGAUGACUUGUUUUAGGAAUGAUUGUAAUGAAAGAGCAGCUAUUUAUGAGUUCUUGAGGUGAUAACAUUUAGUGCACAGGGUUCAGAGGAAAAUUUGUUACAGGUUGCUGCUUUUCUUACUAUGUUCUGUGAAUUUUAAUGUAAUGAGAAAUUCUGUCCCUUUAUUGACAAAAGAAGAAGAAAUGUCCAUCCUUUGUGGGA
Messenger RNA from Sesamum indicum (sesame), 2696 nucleotides. It is a transcript of the gene ABCF5, whose product is annotated as general control non-repressible 5. The record is from RefSeq and is a predicted model, not a curated record. Lineage: Eukaryota; Viridiplantae; Streptophyta; Magnoliopsida; Lamiales; Pedaliaceae. Gene Ontology annotation, molecular function: ATP binding; ATP hydrolysis activity.